ACUUUACGGUCGUUCGACCUUUUUUCGCUCUGCCCAGAAUCAUUUUGAUAUAACUAGCAGGCGUAGCAAUUUCGGAAUCUGUCCUUGUAUGAUGGCGGACGACGAAAAUUUCCACUGGAGAAACCGCAACGCAUAGCCUACCCUGAAUACUGGAAAAGCUGAGCCUGGGCGGACUAGCCUGCACCUUCGUCAACACAAUCAUACACUCGAGUUCAUGCCGGAAGAUGUCAAGGUUGCAAUAUCGAAAAUAAAGCAGUUUUAGUUUAGAUAAUUUGAGAAUUAAUAACUAAUUUUUAUUUCAAAGCGCUAGUUGUGCAGUCACCUUUGGUGUCCGAGGAGGAUUUUGGAGCUCGAGCUAUCCUACUCGCAUGUGCUGCAUCAUUUUGUGAGGUCACACUGGCUUGCGGGACUGCAAGAGGGGAGAACGAAGACUGAGCAGGACAGGGCUAUUUGCACCUUCAGACACUGAUCACCAAGAGUCCCAGGAGCGCUGGCCCUGAGCAGUCAGUCAUGAGUGCUCAGGAGGUGCCCACCAAUCCUGGACAGGAGCAGGUUGACGCGGGGGGUGGAGUCCCAGAUGGCCCCUCUCCUACCACCACCACCACCCUUGCUGUCCCGGUCACAAUAAAGAAGGAGCCUGACAUGCAGGGAGCCAGUAACGGGAAAGAUGUGCCAGCCGAGAUCUGUGUGGUCCUCGGAGGAGGAGGAGCAACAGGAGGAGGAAGGUCGCGCAAUGACCAGACCCAGGGCUCCUACGUUUGCGGGAUUUGUGGGAAGAAAUACAAGUACUACAACUGCUUUCAAACACAUGUCCGUGCACACAGAGAGUCCGACAGCAUGCCAGGAGAGGGGGCACCAACAACUCCCAACAAUAGCUUCCGCUACUCCUGUGACAUCUGCGGGAAGAAGUACAAAUACUACAGCUGCUUCCAGGAGCACCGCGACCUGCACGCUGUGGACGACCCAUACGAGCAGGUUGUUCUCGGACCUGUGGAAGACGUCAAGGAGGAGGAGCCAGUGGAACCCUUCCAGAAAGUAGGGCCAAAAACGGGAAGCUACGAGUGUGAGUUCUGUGGGAAGCAGUAUAAGUACUUCAACCCAUACCAGGAGCAUGUGGCUCUGCAUCAACCAAUGAAUUUCUCCUUUGAUAAUAUGAAGUCGCCUCGAUCACGUGGAAGUGUGGAUGGAAACAUGGACGUUAGCAAAUACAGUGCCACUAAAUUAGAAACAGACAGUCCCUUUAGUCGGAAAAUGGAAAGCAAGACCCAGUCCAGCCUGGUGGACACCAACAGUUCCCAGAACUCAAGCGGUACUCCAAGCCCCCUGGUGGCCGGUUCGUUCCCUGCAUCACAGAUCACAAAGUGCUUCACAACAAUCCGGGCCUACAGCCCCCAAAACCCCAAAGACAAGGCGACAGUGGCAGAGACCAAGUCUCUAGAACCCUACACAUGUGGCGCCUGUGGCAUCCCGUUCCAGUUCUACAACAACCUGCUGGAGCACAUGCAGUCCCACGCUGCGGAUAAUGAGAACCACACCAAAGGGGGGUCUCCAAAGACAUCACCAGGCCCAGCCUCACAGGACCAACUGUGGAGGUCCCCCCAGCCCCAGCAUCAGGCCCAAGCUCAAAUAGUUCAAGUCCAGAUACAGGCUCAGCCUCAGCCAACACAGAGAAACCACUACACCAACCAGAACAGUGGUGGACUACCGGAGAAGGAAAGGCAGCAGGUGGCUGAGCGUCUCCUCAGGGUGAUGUGUACAGACCUGGGCGUGCUCAACAUGCUCAACAGCAAGGACUUUCUGAAGCUGGCCCAGACUCUAGUGGACACGGGCGCCCGCCACGGUGCCUACUCCACCCGCGAAGCCCUGGGCAACAUGAGCUCACUGGCCCUGCGCCAGCUUCCCCGCAUGUACAACCAGAUCAAGGUGAAGGUGACCUGCGCCCUGGGCUCCAACACCUCACUGGGCAUCGCCGUCACCUGCCACUCCCAGACAGUGGGGCCUGAUGCCUGCCUAGUGCUGACAGCCUACCAGGUGGAGGGAUCCAGGCUCAAACGCUAUGUUCUAGGUGUCAAGGAGGCAGACCUGAGGGAGGGACCUGAGCAGGUACACCAGUGGACCCAGAACGUGCUGUCGGAGUUCGUCAUGUCGGACAUCCGCACGGUGUACGUGACUGAGCCGAGAGUAUCUGCGGUGGGGAUGGGGGGCUCGCCGCUGGGUGGAGGCGGGCGGGGGAGGGUGUGUCUGCGAUGCGCCGGGUGCUCGCUGGGUGUAGUGGUCCAGGCGGUGCUUGGGAAGCGCAGCCUGCAGGCGCGGGGGCUCCACGAAUUGACUGAGCUGCUGGCUACCUGCCGUGACAUUGCUGCCUCCACCAGCCUCUCAUUACGUGACGACUCCACCAGUGCCACCAUCGACGAGGGCACAUCUAACCCCUCCGCACCCCCCAGGCCUAGCCCCACCCCUCCCUGCUGGGACCGCACGGCUGAGGCCCUGCUUCAGGUGCAUGCCCACUUUGAGCAGAUAUGUGAGGCAUACGGGAGGAGCAAGGCCACAGCUUCUACGCUGCAGGGCCUCAACAAACACCUGCUGGGGACGCUGGCCUGCCUGCUGGCCCCUCUACGCCUUGCCGCCCUGGAGCUCAGCAGUCAGAGGAGGCCCACCCUGCAGCAGGUGCUACCUGUCUACCUGCGACUGGAGAAACUGUUCACUUCCAAGGCUGGGGAGGUGGGGACCGCCAGCAAGCUCUGCCACUACUUCCUGGAAGCCCUGAAGGAGAACUUUAAGGUGGAGAAAGCCCACCAGGUAGCCAUGGUCCUGGAUCCUCAGCUGAAGCUGCGUCCCGUCCCAGCCUACCAGCAUGAGGAGAUCAUCGCCCGCGCCUGCGAGAUGGCCACAGACCCCCACGAUGGGGGGCAAGCCACCGGUGGGGGGUCCGGAGGUGAGGAUGUGGAUGGACCCUCAACACCCAAACGGCUUAGAGUGAACGUCCCCGGGGGUGGAGUGAACACCAGAGGGGUAGUAGCUGUGUCAUCGGAGGCAUCGUCAGAUGAAAGCCAGACCCAGGUGAGACAGGAGGUUUUCCAGUAUCUGGCUGAACCGCUCCUCCAGGGCACCACCCCAGACCUCUUCCACUACUGGAGCACCGCGGUGGGUGACCGCUUCCCCAGACUGGCACGCCUAGCACUGUGGCUGCUGGCCGUGCCCGCCGUGGGCAUCCGCAGCGAGUGUGUGAGCGUGUGUGAGCAGAGUCUGGCCAUGAAGAGGAGACAGCAGGUCACCACUGAGGAGAUGAGCAAACUCAUCUUCCUGCGCUCCAACAUGGCCUGAACGUUAGCCUGACCAACGCUGACCUAACCAUGACCUCUCCACCAAUGACUACAGACCAUCUACAUAAGGAUAGGGGAACCCUGAGGGGCCAUACUCGUAAACUUUUGCUUAGACCCAAGGUUUAUACCUGUUGUCUAAAAUGUCUAGCUGCUAGCGUUUCUCAUAAGCCAACCUGGCACAAUUAGCUAUGAUGCUGAGGACAACCAGCUGAGCACAUCAUUAAAUUAUGUAAAAGAUUCUGUAUCGGCCAAUUCAAAUCAUUGACAUAGUUGGAUGUGAUCCAGCACAUUUUCACGAAAGCGUCCUUGCCAGAAGUCCACCGGCAAGUUAGUAACUAGCUAGUUCACAGUGUAGAGCGUCUGCUUCCUGAAAAUUGUCACAACUUGCGGCGUAGGUUCGAAUCCCCCAUGGGAUGUUUUAUUUGAUCAAACACCUGGACUGGUUGGAUACUGUUCAAGAAGGUGAGGAAUAGGGGCAUCUUCUCAAGAUGCUGAUCUGGUUAGUGCCAAAUGCAACAACCAAGAAUUAUCAGCAGUUGAAUGGCUUAAAAUUCCUAGGAUAAAUGUCAAGGAUGUUAAGGGUGUUGCAUAUGGUGCUAGUAACCUCUAUUAUUCUUUGAGCCUUAAAGAACUCUGUCUUUCGCUGAAUCACUUCUAGUCUCGUCCACCAGCCGGCUCUGCUUCAGAAAAUCUGAAAGUAUGCAUUUUAUAAAUGGUUUUCACAUAUCAAAGUCAUAUGCCCGAACUCCGACUCGACUGGGUUUCCCAAAAGUAAUAUGGUCAAUGUGCUAACAUUUUAUUUAGAUAUUUUACAAUGUCCCAUGUAAUACAGCUGUAGCGGCUCUCUACAUUGACAUAUAAUUGAUUUAGCAGACAUUCUUAUCCACAGCGACUUACAGUACUGGGUGUAUACAUUUGUAUACUUUCUUUUCAUACUGGUCACCCGUGGGACUCGAACCCCCAGUUCUGGCAUUGCAAGUGCCAUGCUCUGCCAACCAAGCUACAUGGGAUCACAGGACCGCUCUCUCCUCGAUUUUAACCACACACUUUUCAAGUCCCACUUUAUUGCACUGUGUUACCAGGCAAGGUUACUUCUGACCUUAGACGUCAUAGUCAAUAUCAUGCCUUCACAUUAUCAAAUUGCCUUCUUUUCAUCCAUGGCUUAAAGUUGUCUGACUUUAGUAACUACUUGAAGGACUAAGCUAGGCAUACAUUAGACAACGAUACAAAUCUUUACGUCGUUGGCCCACUCACAUUAUGCAAAUUGUCUGCAUAAUCUUGUCACCCUGAUGUCUGCGACAGGUGUGCUCACGUUACACCAGUUUGCUCACAUUGCGACAUGUCUAGACCCCUCCCUGUCCUAUUUCCAGAUGUGUCAUGGCCACCUCCUACUAUGUGGCUGUAGCUGAGCAACAGAGGACAAGUUGCAAGUCACAUUGUAGCACCCCCCUCACUACGCAAGAUACGACAAAACAUUUUGUGCAGAAAAAUAAUCUGGACCUAGAAUGUGGAUCGGGACUGUGCAAAACCCAUAAUCGCACUUAUUUCACCCAAUCACAUUAUGUGACCUACAGCAUCUUGGUUGGCGCUUACAACAUCAUGAUUUACCUGCGAUUGUAGUGGAUCCCAAAUUGUGGCAAAAUCUCAGUUUAUAAUCGUAUGAUGUAUGGUCAGCGAGCGUGGCCUCCGGUGGUUGUGUAUGGCCUGGCCUCAGAUUCGUUUUGGACAAUGUUGCGAUUCAACUCCACUGUGUUACCGAGUGACUAUACUGAAUGACUUGACAGUUGGGGUGGGUAUGUUUGGGAACUCGUUGGUCUGAUUGCCCCUGGCUUGUUAGUGGCAUCUUUCCACUUUUUCAUUGUGGUGUCUUUCAGUCUGGUCCUCAAUUGUCUUUAGCCAUGUUGUUUUUAGACCGUCUUCCACUACACCAAGCAUCAUGUGUCUUUAUGUACUAUGUCAGUUUCUCAUAUUUAUUAGUCUUUCUUAGACUUCAUUUGUUGUUUGUACUUUUUACAUCAAAGAUAGACCCAUGUGUUAAUUUAUCCAGAAGCAAAGAAUCCAAAGAAACGUACUGGUGUGGCUGUUAUGGUUUCAUGCUUUUAAUUAAUGCACUGGAUUUGUUUAUGAUUUCGAUUGAAGGAUUAAAUGUUUUGCCAAUGUAUGUUCAACCUUCCCCGCACUUGAAUUUUGUCUGUCCUCCGUUCAGAGAGACACUUUCUAAUUUAGGAGUUGGAGUGUGUGAAAUCGUUGUUGCCUUUGUACAAACUUGCACAAAUUAGUUGGAAUGUGCAUAACAUCUCAAAUGGCUUGACCAAUGCUAUAUUGGAAGUGAGUGUCACACACCAAGGUACAUCUUGAUAACCUUCCCAUUCAGUAUAGAUGGUUCAGACGUAACUUUCCUCUGUCCAAAGCAGUGGUGUGCUUUUUUUUUUUUUACCUCAAAUUCUAUGACUGAAGGACAUGCAGUAAAGGCUCUGGUCUGUCCGACAUGAUGAUUUUUGGAUCUGUCCAAUAUGAUCAACUAGUAAGUGUAGCAUAUAGAUAAUGGAACUGAAAUUGAUGUUUUAGUUUGGUCUUUUUUUUUUGCAAACAUAGUGAAUGGAUUUUACCUGUAGAUCUUAAAUUAGGAUUUAAAGCAAAAAAUGAUCCUGAACACGCAGUCGGUCGUUGAUGUCGGUAUCUCCAAUACUACUACUACGAUUGUCUCAUACGCUUUCUUUGGUAAGAUUAGAAUUAUUACAAGAUAUGCAUGUAAUCAAUAUUAGAGUACUGAUCUAUUCUAUCAUAUAAGCCAGUGUGUUUCUUCUAAGACGGAACAGUUUCAGGGGGUUAGAAGUUGCUCCUAGGCACAGAUCUAAGAUCUGCUUAACCUCCCAAAAUCCUAGCUUUAAACAUUAGGGGCAAAGGCACAAACUGACUUUAGCUCAGUCUAGGGGCAACUUUGACGUACUCCUUUCAGGGGUGGCAGUAUGUAAAUACAAGAGAACUGCUGUUUUAUUCCACUAGAGGGGGCAAGUGUUGCAGAAAUGGGGAGCACCGUUGAUAACACCAUACCUCUUUUUAUAAACUAGCAUUUCAAAGGUUUUGAUACUCACAACUCAAGCUAAAUACUGUUAUAGAGAACUAAAUUCAAACUUAAAAGAAUUUAAAAAAAUUGCUGCUAACCUAUGGCUUCACAGGAACACAGGUCGCAAUCUUUUUCCAUUGGGUGUGUUGAAAGAAGAUGCAAAUGUUAACUGUAAAUACAAGAUGGCUAACAUGAAUAGUCUUUCCCUCAUGUUCAGAAUUUUUUAUGCUCAAUUGGAAUUGAGAAUAGUCUUGUGUUAUUUUAUGGAGACUUGUCAUUCUUUUCUUUUUAUACUCUGCUGGGCUGCAAAAAAAAAAAAAUCAAGUUUCUUAUUUUGAUUCCAUAAUUUGUCAUUUUAUCACGCUUUGGCAAAUAGUUUUGUUCUGUUUUUGUGGAUUUGUGUUGUCUUAUCGGUAGGCUUAAUUUAUACUUUUGUAGUGACACUAUUUUUAUACUACUGAUAGGAUCAAGAGUCUUUUGUCAGGCGUGACAGCGCUGUACAAUGUUAUGAAAUACAUUACCCACUGUAGUAUGUGCUGUGUGAAUAAACUGGCUGAAAUGAACAUCAUCA
Molecule: messenger RNA, 6961 nt
Organism: Oncorhynchus kisutch (coho salmon)
Lineage: Eukaryota; Metazoa; Chordata; Actinopteri; Salmoniformes; Salmonidae
Product: zinc finger protein 618
Exons: 15
Coding region: 511-3324 (937 amino acids)
Molecular function (GO): protein dimerization activity
Source: RefSeq, a predicted model, not a curated record